Leptidea sinapis is the source of this 3881-nucleotide messenger RNA. RefSeq names its product NBAS subunit of NRZ tethering complex-like. The record is from RefSeq and is a predicted model, not a curated record. Bases 324 to 3866 code for a protein of 1180 amino acids. Gene Ontology annotation, cellular component: endoplasmic reticulum membrane; Dsl1/NZR complex. The transcript is spliced from 24 exons. Gene Ontology annotation, biological process: retrograde vesicle-mediated transport, Golgi to endoplasmic reticulum. NCBI's taxonomy places the organism in Eukaryota, Metazoa, Arthropoda, Insecta, Lepidoptera, Pieridae. Gene Ontology annotation, molecular function: SNARE binding.
UUGGAAUCAUAUUGGAGUUGAUUAAGAUCAAAGAGUAUAAUAAUAAUUAAGAUUGUGGAUGAUAUUAUGAUGAUAGAUGUGCAUUCGACGUUUGCUAAUUGAUUAUUGAUAUUUGAAUUUUGAUCGGGUAGUGUAUCGGAAGUACGAUAAACACGUCAUAAUAAUUCAUAUAUUUAAAACAUCAACAACAUCAGUGUGAACUGUAGAGUUCAGUGUUGUUUUUAACAGAAAACUGAAUUUAUACAAAAUAUUUCAACAUUUUUAUCUAAAUAAUAUAGGGAAGUACGAUUUAAAAAUUUGUUUAUUUUCUAAUGCUAUAGGCGAUGUCGGAAACAAAAUCGAUAUUGCACGAACUUUACGUGUUUUCUGAGUGGAAACCAGAACCUGAGUAUUUGCAAAAGCCGGAUAAUAUUUUCCCAGAAACUUUAUCAGGACUCUGGAAGUGGCUUAAAUUUUUUGGUCCCAAAAAGAGCCUUAUUGAUAGUGUUACUGCGUUUACAGAAAAACAUCAAAAAUGGCACAUAGCAUUAGGCGAUCAAGGGAAAGUCAUUGCAAUCCUUACUGAUAAUAUAUUAGAAAUAAGAACUAAAAGAUCAGAUUAUGCAACCAUUGCUGCUCGAACAACAGUUUCCAGAGAUCCAUACUCUCAAUGGCGUAAGAUUGUUUGGAGUCCAGACUGUUCUUUCUUGGUAAUUGCUAACGGAAAUGGUGUUGUAAGCUUCUAUGAUCUCACAGCUGCGAAUCUGUUUGAAAUUCCAAUUGAUUGCUCACGACCAGGGGGUUUGGAGUGUACCGAUAACACUCAUGCAGUUGCAGAAAUUAUAUUCAUGCCACUCAGGGUUAAGGACACAAAAUGGAGUUGGGAGGUCCUAAUAAUAACAUAUGAUGGUAAACUGCGGGGCUACCUCGUCUCUCAGACGGAGGGCUGCAAGCUCCACCACACGUUCUCGUUCACGGGUGGAGUGUCUGCUGCGGCGUACUGCGCUCCUCACGCCACGUUGUACAUCGCCGGGGUUCCCACACCACUUUAUAAAGAUCCGAAGUGUCCCUUGGGUGCCGGUAUCCGCGCGUGGCGGAUCCUCAACGAUGAGCCGUUCUACAAGCUGUCGGUGGUGUCUGACGAGCUGGAAGCCAAGCUCGCUAACCAGCGUUUCACACUUUACAUUCCCUUCCUACAUUCCAAGAAUAUGAACUUCAUAGUCCGCAUGGUUCCCUCACCGAGCAGCUCAAUGUUAGUGUGCCUGCACUGCAACGGUGACGUCACAACAUGGCGACUGCCUCUCCUGCGCUGCGAGAGCCGAUACCAGUUGACGGAACAACCGGGGCACGACCUCGACAGCCCGCUCAAGACGGACACUGGGAAAGACCUGAUGCUGUACUAUCCAGCUGAUGUAGACUGGUGGAGUGAUGAAGAAAUAAUAUUGUCACGGUUCAGCGGCGCGGUGUCUGUCUGCGGGAUACAAGACAUGACCAAUAUUCUGGGGAAGAGACCAGAGUUCUUCCAAGGUGCACCCUGGGUUCGGUGCGCACAUGACGGUGCCUUCGUCGUGCUGGAAUGUGAGAGCAAUGUGCUGCCAGCAAAGAAGUCACAAAGUGAUGAUUCGAUGGCUGUAGUUGAAUCGACUGAGGAAGAUGAAGCAUCCAUGUUGGAGAUGAGCAAAGAGCUGAUGAAGGCUGUUCUGUUUGCUAUCACCGACAUGGAGAGCUUCCAGCCCAGACCCCGGCGCAUCACCGUCGUGUCACGUGUCUACAGGCUGAUGGCCGUUCGUAGCACCACUCCUGAACAGCUAUUCAACCGAAAGAUUGAGAGCGGCAAGUACACGGAGGCUCUCAGCCUCGCCGAGCGGUUCGCGUUGGACACAGACCUCGUGUUCCAGCAGCAGUGGCGCACUAGCGUCGUGUCCACGCACGCCAUACAACACUAUCUGAGCAAAGUAUCAAAGAAAAUAUGGGUAGUACACCAGUGCGUGGACCGCCUGCCUGAGAGUCUACCAGCCGCCAGGGAACUGCUCGACUUUGGUUUGCAGCUCACCAACCAGAACAUUCUCGAGGAAAUAAACAAGGACCUCACGGAGGAGGAGCGCAAGGGUUGUGAAGAUGUGAGCGUCGAGGACCUCAACUCUUACAGCACGGAGCUGCUGCGCUGCAGACACGUCAUGAUCUUCUACAAGGAGCGGCUCAGCUUGUAUGAGGCGAUCCUGGAUUGUGAGAAAUCAACAUACGUUAAAGAUGAGUAUGACCGGCUCCGCAGCAACAGCAUAGUGCAUAGCGCUAUGGAGAUCGCCAAAGAAGGUCGCAUAGAAGCGCUCACGUGUCUAUGGCCGUACAUAAAAUCCUUGUCUAUGCAAUUGGCCGUAUUGGACAAGGUGCCAGAAACGGCUAACCCGAUCAACUACCAGCACUUGCUGCCCACCAAGGAGCCCAGCUCAUGGUUCGAGAAGAAGUCACCGAUCAAAAUCAAGCCGUCCGAACAUGAGCACGAUUGGUGCAAGAAAGAGAUAUUCAGACCAAUAUGGAGCUCCAAUUGGUCGGAGGAUGCGAGCCCCGAGUCUGAAGCGAAGUUAUCCGAGAGUGAGAUCGCGGCUUGGUACGAGCGGCGUGCGAGAGAGAUAGAGAUGUGCAGCGGGCUCGUCUCUCACGCUCUAACGCUGGUUACCAUAGCAACCACAGGCGGCGGCGUGAGCGGGCUGGAGGCGAUACUCCACAACCUUGUGACACUCGACACACUACUGUACGACCUCAACGAGGAAGACGUCACCUUGUCGCAGCUUGAGGAAAUGGAGCUAUUGGAUGUUUGCAAAUUGAUGACAAAAUCGUCGUCUCCCGACACGUUCGUGUCAGAUCUGCGGCAGUUCGUGGUGCCGUUGCUGAAGCGCAACGAGGCUCAGCUGCAGCAGCCGUGGGUGGAGAAGCUGACAGACUUCCUGGAGGCACUCAGCGUCCACGAUCUUACCUACGUCCUUGCGGUAUUCAGGUCCAAACACGAGUUAGAGCUGGACAUAGAGACACAGGUGCGGCUGGCGGAGCGCUGCCUGCUGGCUCACGAGGACACGCACCAGCUGCCGCUCGCCUGCGACCUGCUGCACUCAGUACUCGAAAACUCCGACGCGGAGUCGUGCUCGUGGGCCGUGGAGCGCGUGCGCGAGCUAGAGCGCGUGGUCAGCGGCUGCAGCAAGCUGGCUGGCCGCGCAGUGCCGACGUCGCCGCGGGAGCUGGCCCACGUGCUGCGAGUGCCCGACCCCGCGCACUGCGCCCGUCUGCUCACCCGCCUGGCUCGCUCACACCGCGUCGCCGCACACGCGACUGAGAAAUCCAAACAAAAAGAAUGGAGCAGUGUUCUUAAAGACAUGGUGGAUCUUCAGACAACGAUCUUUUCCUAUGUAUCCCGAGAGGAAGUUCAUGAGAUUUACGCAUCAGCGCUGUUGACGUCUGGAGACGCGGACAGCAUCAGGCUGGCAGGCGAGGUGCUGAGUGUGGCCCUGAACCGCCACUCGUCGCGCCUCGUGGACUACGAAACCUCUGUGCGCCUCGUCACUACCGCCGCCACCGAGUACUUCAACUCCGCCUCCUCGCUCCUCGAUCCUGCGCUCACGCUGGCCAAGUCGUGCCUGUUGCUGAUAGAGCGCGGGAAUCCUGCCGUGGAGACGGAGAUAGAUUUGAUUGACGCAUUGCCACUGCUGCAUUCCUUCCGCAUACAGAUGUUGCCGAUCCAAGUUCGUCUGUGCGAGGAUCGAAUGAAACUGAUAGAGGAGUGCUUGACGUCUGAAGAGAGCGCCUACAUGGCCAGCGAGAAACUGCUGCAGCUUGCUAAGUUGCUGCGGGUGGCCGGGGAUCACGACGAUGCCAGUAGGUAUGUCAUUGUAUAGAGAGAGUAUGGUGCU